AUGGCCCACCGGGAUUCAUCCUUUACGGAAGCUUGUGAUAUCACCGAAAAGGCAUGGAAAACAGCUGAAGCUCAAAUCUCUGCUUCAGGAUUGAGGCAACGGUUCCAUAGACAACAUGAACCGAUGAAAUGUGAAAAACAUAUGAAGGAUACCAUUGAACAACUGAAAAACCUACAUGGACUGCUGUCAAACAUUCAUGCUCCACAUAGAGAUUCAAGUCUGUAUCAAUAUUUUUCCGACUUUCGCACGAAAUUUUUUACUAAUUUGACCAAAUUAUUGGGUCAUUUCGAGUUGUACGUACGAAGUGGAAGUAGACAUUUUGAAGAGGAAACAUUUAGCAUGUAUACUUCUUUCCUCUAUCACAUGUACGUUCUGUGCUUCAAAGAUUACUUCAGCAUUUUUAUUAACGUUAUUACCGUUGUUGUGGCGGUUCGCAGUGAUGAAUUUUGGAAUCACUUCCGUAGAGAAUUUCCCGAUGUGAAUGAGGAACAAAAUGCAUUGAUUGAUACCAUUGGCUUCUCGUCUCCAGACUAUGUUUCUAAAUAUGAUUUGGAUAUUUUUACAAGACUUUUUGGGCCUUGGCCUUUUCUUACUCGGAUCUGGCGAAGGCUGGUAAAUCAUCCUGGUUACCAAAAAUAUGGAACAUUUAACACCACGUUCGAUGUACUUGACGGAUACAGAACGACCCCAGGAAGUCAAUCGAAGUUGUCAAAUCAGUCAUCGAUAUUUAUUCACUCCCUGGCGCUUAUUUUGACUCACUUUUUUUCGUUUAGCUAUACAUAUCGCAUCAGCAUGAGUCGUAAUGGAUAUUGGUCUAUAGGCUAUGUGUCCGCCGAAGGGAAAAUCACUCAGGUAUUGUGCUUUACUUCACCGAUGUCGGAGUAUCUCUGCACUGGAAAACAGCAAGGCCUCUUCAAAUAUCCGAAGGGCCAAGCUUGUUUGGAUGAUCUUUCUGAUAUAUCCAAUAUGAGGAUCAAGGUAGAAUUGCAACGUCAUCCAGGAGAGGAUGGGAACUUAAUGACGUGCAAGAUUUGUAGAGUCAAUCAAAGCGACACACGGUUGGAGCCCUGCGGUCACUUCAUUUGCAACAAUUGUUGUCGGAGGAUACAGUCUUCAGCCUUGUGCUAUCAAUGCAGCAGUAAAAUUCUGUGCACAACUCCGAUUGAAAUUCAAAUCAAAGCGAUUGAUGCGAGAAAUUCAUUUGCGGAAACCGAUAAAGGCGAGCAAGGCUCAUCUAAGGCCUUUAUUGGUGCCAGCAAUCCAAAUGUUUGAGGUAGAUCCAAGAAUCAGGACCUAUUGCAGGCAGCUGAAAGAGUUGCAGCUGCCUGUGGUCGUGACCAAGAGGUGGUGGAAGUGGACUUGCGCAUCCUGUAUGAUGAUGGAUUUGAGUUGGACCAAGUUGCCGAUGCUCUCAUUUCGGCCGGUGGUGACCGCAGCAAAGCAAAAGGCUUUCUGCAAAAGCAGUGA
Molecule: messenger RNA, 1467 nt
Organism: Hydatigera taeniaeformis
Lineage: Eukaryota; Metazoa; Platyhelminthes; Cestoda; Cyclophyllidea; Taeniidae
Source: the annotation of a GenBank genome assembly